Oryza sativa Japonica Group (Japanese rice) is the source of this 2589-nucleotide messenger RNA. Its product is annotated as F-box protein At1g47056. Gene Ontology annotation, cellular component: SCF ubiquitin ligase complex. Gene Ontology annotation, molecular function: protein binding. Lineage: Eukaryota; Viridiplantae; Streptophyta; Magnoliopsida; Poales; Poaceae. The record is from RefSeq and is a predicted model, not a curated record. Gene Ontology annotation, biological process: SCF-dependent proteasomal ubiquitin-dependent protein catabolic process.
CACGAGAGACGAGACGCUGGCACGCUGCUGCGGUGCUGCCCUCUCCGCGAGGCGGCUCGGCUGUGACGACGCACACACCGUCCGCAACCUCGCCCAACCACCUGAGAUUAGAACGAGAGAAGAGAGGAAAAAGAAAAUCGAAACGCUCUCACGGGCUCACCAUCAAUUCGACGCAUCGGUGUACUAAACUCGGCUACUUUCCCCAUCUCCUCCUCGUCCUCCUCUCCCGGUGGUCGAUUAGACGAGGCGUCGUCGCCUCGCUUGCCCCCCGCAAACCGGAUCGGCAGAUCCGGCCGCGCAUCCCGUCCACCACCCGGAUGGCUUGCGCCUCCCCACCCAUCGCGGCCCCGGGGAUAGCGUAGCAUGGGCCAAUCCCCCUCGACUCCCCGCCUCGCCAAAUCCAGCUCCUCCUCUUCCUCUUCCACCUCCUCCGCCUCACCCUCCCCUCCUCCUCCUCCUCCUCCUCCUCCCAUGGCGCCGCCCAGGGCGCAGCGGACGAUGCUGGUGGUGGCGGGGGACGCGCCGCCCACCGCCGGCGGCGGCGCAAGGUUCGCGGCGCCGCCGCCGGAGCGAGACCACACGCAGGACCUGCCCGACGAGAUCCUCUCCCUCGUGUUCGCGUCGCUCACCCCGACCGACCGCAACGCGUGCUCGCUCACCUGCGCGCGGUGGAAGGAGGUGGACGCCUCCACGCGCCACCGCCUCUCGCUCGACGCCCGCGCCGCGCUCGGGUACGCCGCGCAGGGGAUCUUCGCGCGGUUCACGGCGGUGAGCAAGCUCGCGCUCCGCUGCGCCCGGGGCUCCGGGACGGACAGCCUCUCCGACGACGGGGCGCGCCAGGUGGCCGCCGCGCUGCCGUCCGCGCGGCUCGCCAGGCUCAAGCUCCGCGGCCUCCGGCAGCUCUCCGACGACGGGCUCGCGUCGCUCGCUGGCGCCACGCCGGUGAUCCGCAAGCUCUCCGUCGCGUCCUGCAGUUUUGGGCCCAAGGCCUUCGUCGCCGUCCUCCGGUCGUGCCCCCUCCUCGAGGACCUCUCCGUCAAGCGCCUUCGCGGCCUCCCUGACACCGCCGGCGCCACCACCGCCAUCACCGAGGAGAUCCUCUUCCCGCCCGCCUCGUCGCUGCGGUCAGUCUGCCUGAAAGACCUGUACAGCGCCCUCUGCUUCGUGCCGUUGGUUGCCUCGUCGCCGAACCUCCGGUCGCUCAAGAUCUUGAGGUGCUCUGGCUCCUGGGACCUCCCAUUGGAGGUCAUCGCCGCGCGUGUACCUGGCCUUGUUGAGCUCCACCUUGAGAAGCUGCAGGUGGGUGACCGCGGCCUCUCCGCUGUAUCGGCAUGUGCAAACCUUGAAGUCCUGUUUCUUGUCAAGACCCCAGAGUGUACUGAUGCAGGCAUAAUCAGCGUUGCCGAGAAAUGUCACAAACUGCGCAAGCUACAUAUUGAUGGGUGGCGCACAAACAGGAUUGGGGAUCAUGGCCUCAUGGCUGUUGCACGAGGAUGUCCAGACCUGCAAGAGCUCGUCUUGAUUGGGGUCAACCCUACCGUGCAGAGUCUCCGUAUGCUUGGUGAACAUUGCCGCUCACUGGAGCGUCUUGCCCUUUGUGGGUGUGAGACCGUUGGGGAUCCUGAGAUCAUUUGCCUGGCUGAGCGCUGCGCUGCGCUCAAGAAGCUUUGCAUCAAGGGUUGCCCAGUCUCAGACCGUGGGAUGUGGGCACUGAAUGGGGGCUGCCCCAGCUUGGUCAAGGUGAAAUUGAAGAGAUGCCGGGGCGUAUCGUAUGAAUGUAUUGAGAACCUGAAGGUGGUUAGGGGUGGCUCAUUCUCUAUCAGCUUGGAUAUUGUAUUGGAGCGUGAUGCUGGAGGUGCAAUUGAAAAUGGCGGGCAAGAGGCUGGACAGGUGCAAAUUACAGAGCUUACUGAUCAGAUGGCAGCCAUGGAUCUCCCGACUAACGCCAGCAAUGCACAAUCAUCUGCCCAGGCAAGUAGUAGGAUGAGGAGCGUCAUGUCAGCACUCAGGAGGAGGUUUGGCAAUCCUCCAGCUCUGUGAUGUGAGAUAAAAAAAAUUGAUGAACCUAUUUGCUACUUUAUGCAUUCUAAUCUCAUAUUCAUGUUCCUUAGGUUAUUAAUUUUACUAUCUAGUUCUCGCAAAAUCAUCAUGAUGGAUAAUUCUGUGUUACCAUUGCUAUUUCAUCAGCAGUUGUUGCCCUUUCUCUGAUUAAAAAAAAGGGUUUGGUUUAGCUUUUUGUUGAUGAUUAGGAUGCAUCUAUACAAAUUUAUUUCUUUGGUUGCUUCGAGUUGUAGAAAUCUGGCCUGCAAGCUUAACUACCUCAGUACUAAAAAUAGCUGCCAUCGCUGUCGAGCACAUUGGAAUAAUUAGCUGUAUAGGGCAGCCUACAACAUGGUAUAUAUAAUUGGUUGCUCUUUGCACUGCAGUCUCCGAUUCUGCAUUAGGUUUUAGAACCAAACAUGCAUAAUUGAACUUGUGUUCUCUUUUAAGAUUCUUCUUCCAUUUAUCUAGCUUGUUAUACAUGUAGUGUGCUAUUGAAAUGGUAUUCUGUAAACAAUGAAGAUAAUGCAUAUGUUAUGCCAAGUGCCA